AUGGCGGUUCAUGGUCAACGAUUCAACCUUGAUUUGGAUGCGGAUAACUGGCAAUUCGACCUGCCUGCGCCAACUUUGAGGAGCACAAAAAGCGGCUUCCCAGAGCAUCGUCCGAAGAAGGUUCAAUCUGCUUUCAAAAAGCAGAAUGCCAGAAAGGCGACUGAUUCUACGAUAGCACAUCCUGGUCCUUCCGACCGUGCUAUCCUAAAUCAUGUGGCGCAGAAGCAGGGUGUGGAUCUGGCCACAGCAAGAACCAAAGCCGACAUUGACGCUGAGAACAGGGACAGAAUCAACCACAUGUCAUUGGAAGAGAUAGAGGAUGCCAGGUCCGAGUUGAUGGCACAAAUAAAUCCAGAAGCACUAAAGAAGUUCUUGCAAAGAGCUAAUGUGGACGACGAAAAUCAGCAGCAGCAGAAAGACUGGGAAGAUCACGAGGCUGGUAGACCGCAAGAUUCCUCGAAGAAGAAUGUCACAUUCGCAGAGCCGAAGGAGGAGUUACUUGAAGAAGACCAUCAACAAGUUGCAGUUGAAGAACACAUCAAUCCCGACAAAGUAGCAGAAACUGCGCAGCUGGAACAUGGCCACAUCCCAGAUCCAAUACCAAAUCCUCCAAGUGUUCAUUUUCCAGCUCCGCCUCGACGCAAAGAAGACUACAAACCACUCGAUCCAUCCUCAGACACCUUCCUCAAAGAUUUACGAGAACACUACUUCCCAGACCUGCCUCACGAUCCUAAUGCGCUUUCGUGGCUGCAAGACCCCUCACCCGAAGAAGACAAAAAUUCGUCAUACAAUCCAGAACGGACCGGCUUUGUACCGUCAGCAAUUCGAUUUGACUUCAGCGGCAAACUCAUACCUCCCUCCCAGUCUUUAGACAUACCAACCACGAAAGGCCUGCAUCACCACGGAGAGGCUCCUAGCAGUGCAGGCUAUACUGUCCCGGAAUUAGCUUUACUUGCGCGGUCAACGCUGUCGAGUCAAAGAGCUGUGGCAUAUCAGGUAAUGGGACGAAUACUGUACAGACUAGGCAGAGGUGACUUCGGAGCCAGAGGCAGCGACCUGAACGAAGGGCUCUGGACUUGCAUCGAGCGAGAAAGAAUUGUCGAGGUUAUGAUGGUUGAGGCAAAUCGUGACAAGGGCCAUCUUUCGGCAAAGGCAUAUGCUACAGAAGCACUGUGGCUCUGGAGACGAGGUGGUGGUGGCGAUAGAGGCGUGCUGAAAGAAGGAGAAAGAAGAGCACUGUAG
Molecule: messenger RNA, 1242 nt
Organism: Lithohypha guttulata
Lineage: Eukaryota; Fungi; Ascomycota; Eurotiomycetes; Chaetothyriales; Trichomeriaceae
Exons: 2
Coding region: 1-1242 (413 amino acids)
Biological process (GO): transcription by RNA polymerase II
Source: RefSeq, a predicted model, not a curated record